CGAGCAGCCCAACCCAUCUAAAAGGCUUAACUGAUCACUGGUUUCUGCUGUUGGUGUUCAAUUUACUUAUCUAAACUAUUGACUUGUGAGUUAGUUCUUUUGGUGUUCUUCUUUCGAUAGAUAUCUAUGAAGAACAGUUUGUUAUGAUAUAACGAGUUCACAAUAAAACUGAUAAAGUCAUUUCUACAAUUAGUAAUAGUAUUUUUUGAAUUUAAUUAUUAAAUUGAUUUAAUUCAGCAGACAUGUCGGGUAAAGAUAAAUUACCAAUAUUUCCAUCUCGUGGAGCUCAGACUUUAAUGAAGGGACGUCUUAAAGGAGCACAAAAAGGGCAUAGUCUGUUGAAAAAAAAAGCUGAUGCACUUCAAAUGAGAUUUCGAUUAAUAUUGAGCAAAAUUAUUCAAACCAAAACACUUAUGGGUGAAGUCAUGAAAGAAGCUGCAUUUUCUUUAGCUGAAGCAAAGUUCACUACUGGCGACUUUAAUCAAGUUGUUCUACAAAAUGUAACAAAAGCUCAAAUCAAAAUUCGUACAAAAAAAGAUAAUGUAGCUGGUGUGACUUUGCCUGUUUUUGAAAGCUACCAAGAUGGAACAGAUACAUAUGAACUUGCUGGUUUAGCUCGAGGUGGUCAACAAUUAGCAAAGUUAAAAAAAAAUUAUCAAACUGCUAUUAAAUUAUUAGUUGAAUUGGCCUCCUUGCAGACAUCUUUUGUUACUCUAGAUGAUGUUAUAAAAAUAACAAAUAGAAGAGUGAAUGCUAUUGAACACGUUAUUAUACCCAGAAUUGAAAAGACAUUGGCUUAUAUCAUUUCAGAGCUUGAUGAAUUAGAAAGAGAAGAAUUUUAUAGGUUAAAAAAAAUUCAAGAUAAGAAGAAGAUUGCAAAUAAGAAAAAAGAAAUACUUAAACAAGAACUUAGAGAUGCAGAAGAAAAUGUUGGAAACAUGUUAGAUGAAGGAGAUGAAGAUUUAUUGUUUUAAAUAAUUUUUAUUUUUAUGUUAUUACAUCAAAUUAAUUUAUAAAAUAGAUUUUAGGAAUUUAUUAUACUGAGAUUCCUGAGAAAUAAAAUAUACAAUAUGAAUUUUUCAAGAACUUUUA
Molecule: messenger RNA, 1092 nt
Organism: Daktulosphaira vitifoliae (grape phylloxera)
Lineage: Eukaryota; Metazoa; Arthropoda; Insecta; Hemiptera; Phylloxeridae
Gene: Vha36-1
Product: V-type proton ATPase subunit D
Exons: 6
Coding region: 243-974 (243 amino acids)
Cellular component (GO): proton-transporting V-type ATPase complex
Molecular function (GO): proton-transporting ATPase activity, rotational mechanism
Source: RefSeq, a predicted model, not a curated record